Molecule: messenger RNA, 1112 nt
Organism: Limulus polyphemus (Atlantic horseshoe crab)
Lineage: Eukaryota; Metazoa; Arthropoda; Merostomata; Xiphosura; Limulidae
Product: pyrokinin-1 receptor-like
Exons: 1
Coding region: 207-1112 (301 amino acids)
Biological process (GO): neuropeptide signaling pathway
Cellular component (GO): plasma membrane
Molecular function (GO): neuromedin U receptor activity
Source: RefSeq, a predicted model, not a curated record
ACGUGAACCGCCGUUCGAAGCUUAUCGUCCAUCAUCAGUCCCAGUAGCUCUGGAAUAAAUAUCGUUAUCACCCGUUUAUUACUUCUCCCUGAUUUCUAGUUCGAGACUUGAGGAAUGUAUUCGGUGUUUAAUUCUAAAAUCUGCUCUUUUUCAAGUAACUAACUUACCCAUAUAACACCGACCAGUAUUUAUUUUAUUUUUUCAAAAUGUCAGUCAUUAUCUCGUUUACCACAGAAGGGACAGUUUCUUCUAUUCCUCUAACUGACUCAAUUCUGUCAACUUUCAUUCCAGCUGUGCGCAAUACGGGCAAUGAAAGCGAUAUCAACUUUGGCCCAAAAAGAGACCCCCUAUCCACGGCGAUUCCUAUGACCCUAAUCUACACGGUCAUUCUGGUCAGUGGCGUAGUGGGCAAUAUCUGUACCUGUGUGGUCAUCGCUAGAAACAAGUACAUGCACACAGCCACUAACUAUUACCUCUUCAGCCUCGCAGUUUCUGACAUUCUGCUGCUUCUCCUGGGUCUUCCCCAAGAAAUGUUCCAACUGUGGCAACGUUACCCAUAUAUUUUCGGAGAAUUCUUCUGCGUGUUUAGAGGUUUGACAUCGGAGACUUCUACCAACGCGUCUAUCCUGACCAUCACUGCUUUCACGGUGGAGCGAUAUUUGGCCAUCUGCCAUCCACUCCGGGCCCACACGAUGUCAAAGUUAUCGAGGGCUAUAAUGGUCAUUGUGGCUAUUUGGGUAGCCAGUGCACUGUGCGCUGUUCCUUUGGCAAUCCAGUUUGGUAUUGUUCACGUAUUUUGUACUCUGAAGAUGCCUCUGAGUCACGCCUUCGAGACCUCUACGUUUCUCUUCUUCAUCCUUCCCAUGACCCUGAUCACCGUCUUGUACAUACUUAUUGGGAUAAAACUAAGAAGAUCCACGGGACUAGACCGUAACGAGGCCGCCCCCAAUAGCACGAACGGUGUGAAGUCCAACUUGAGACAAUCUGUAAAACGUUCUGGUCAGUCAUCUCGCAGAGCUGUUGUGAAGAUGUUAGGUGAGCCAAGUUUUUACUUUGUUUCUUUGUCAACAAACAUAACGACCUAUAUUUAUAUAUCCUUGCUGGUUAUAUAA